GCGUAAAAAAAAGCUACUUUUUGCAAAUCUGAUUCGCAUGCUUUCGCAUCUGGGUUUUUCGGUCCUUAUACGGACAGACAGUCCUUGCCAGAUAUGUCCAGGGACUGAACCAAGUUCAUACAGAUUGAUAGUUUUUCCCUUAUUUGAGACAUAAAAAUAGCAUGAAAUUAAUUGGCUGCUUUGUCGUCUUGAGACCUAAUACGUAAACACAAAACGGUCAGAAUAUUUAUCACAAAAGAAAUAUUUGGCGCUCAUCUCAGUUUUGCGCCAGAGGGCGCUAAAUUUCUGAGUCCAGGAGCAUGUGUUUCUUGUCAGAUAUUCUCAUGCUGCGUGGCUGCUUUUGUGGGUGGAUCUUUGAUUUCUAGUUUCAUUGCCGCGUUUUCGCAAUAUUAUUCAUAAAUUCUCAUUAGGAAGUUUGUAAUGUGUAAUGACGCGUAAUAUAAAUGAAAUGGACGAGGAAGAGCAGUGGGAAGAUGUUAAAGGAAGGAAGAGAGGACAGAAAAAUCAAAAUGGGGAUGGAUUGUCAAACGACUUUGAGAAAGAGCCAGACUUCAGCGAUCCAGAGGAUUAUGAAGAGGAUAUCAGCGAUGAAGGUAUGGGAGGAGACAUUCUGAGAAAGGAGCCAAAAGAAGCAGAUGGAUGUGAAUCUGUAAUUGUUGUUGACAAUAUACCUGUCGUUGGUGAAAGUAGAAUUGAAAAACUCAAGUCUGUUUUAACAAAAAUUUUCUCCAAGUUUGGACCAAUCCAGUCCGAACAUUUUCCACAACAGAAUGGACAAACAAAAGGAUACAUAUUUAUUGAAUACACGCGACCCGAGGAUGCAUUAGAAGCAGUGAAAAAGGCUGAUGGAUACAAGCUUGACAAAGCUCAUACAUUCAAAGUUAAUUUAUUUAAUGAUAUAGAAAAGUUUGACAACAUCGAAGUUACUCAAAAGUCGGCAGAAAAACAAGAAUUUAAAGAUAUGGGAAAUCUCCAUUAUUAUCUUGAAGAAGAGGAUUGCAAUGAUCAGUUCAGUAUCAUAUACGAGGGAGGAGAUAAAACAGCAAUAUUUUUAAACACUCAUACUGAACCAGCAUUACUCGAAGAAAGAAAGAGAUGGACUGAGACAUAUACUCGUUGGUCACCACAAGGAACAUACCUCGCUACUUUUCAUCAAAAAGGCAUCGCACUUUGGGGAGGCGAAAAUUUCAAACAGAUUCAGCGUUUUGCUCAUCAAGGAGUUCAUCUUAUCGAUUUUUCUCCAUGUGAGAGGUACUUGGUAACCUUCAGUCCAAUGCAAGCUGGUCGUACUACCGAAGAACCACAAGCUAUUGUUAUAUGGGAUAUUUUUACUGGUGCAAGGAAAAGAGCUUUCCAUGCGGAUAUGUCUGGAGAAGAAGACAGGCAAUGGCCAAUCUUCAAAUGGAGUAACAGUGGAAAAUUUUUUGCCAGGAAAUCUAGCGGAGUUUUGAGUGUUUAUGAAACUCCAUCGUUUGGACUGCUCGAUAAGAAAAGCUUGAAGAUAGAAGACAUCAAAGAAUUUUCGUGGUCGCCAGCGGAAAACAAACUUGCUUUCUGGGUUCCAGAAAGGAAUGAAAUACCUGCUCGUGUUACGAUUCUUGCCAUUCCAUCACGUCAAGAACUUCGAGUCAAAAAUCUGUUCAACGUGUCUGACAUCAGAUUGCAUUGGCACAAACAUGGAAAGUUCCUAUGUGUGAAGGUUGAUCGGUAUAACAAAACCAAAAAGGCAAACAUCUCUAAUUUUGAGAUUUUCCACAUCAAGGAGAAACAAGUUCCCGUCGACAUUGUUGAAUUGAAAGAACAGGUUACCGCAUUCGCUUGGGAGCCUACAGGAAGUAAAUUCUGUUGUUUGCAUGGAGAGACACCACGCAUUAGCGCAUCAUUUUAUGCAGUAAAAAGUGGAAAAGUUGAGCUAUUGGAAACAAUGGAAAGGAAAACGGCUUCUCAUAUAUUUUGGUCUCCUGCUGGUCAAUUCGUACUGCUAGCUGGUUUGAGAAGUUCCAGCCAACUUGAAUUCAUAGAUACAGCCGAUAUGACAGUAAUGAAUACAGGGGAACAUUUGAUGGUGUCUGAUGUGGAAUGGGAUCCUACUGGCAGAUUUUUAAUAUCUGUUGUCAGUUGGUGGGCUCACAAGAUUGAUAACGCUUACUGGGUGUGGUCUUUCCAAGGACGAUUGCUGCGUAAGCAAAGCAUGGACAGAAUUUGUCAGCUGCUUUGGCGUCCUCGCCCUCCUCCUUUGCUUACAGAAGAGCAGAUCAAGAAAGUGAAAAAGGAUUACAAGAUGUAUGCCAAAAUGUUCGAAGCAAAAGAUCGAGUCUUGCAAUCAAGAGUUUCAAAAGAUAUUCUGGAUAAACGUCGUGCACUCAUGGAUGAAUUUAUGAGUUAUCGUCAAGAAAAUAUCAAUAUUUAUCAAGAUCAGACUCCGUAUAGGAGAGAAUUGAGAAACGGUGUUAACACUGAUGAAGUUGACAGUCAUGCUGAAGACUGGGAUGAAGUUCAAGUUGAAUUACUCGUUGAUGAGGUUGAAACGAUCAUAGAGUGACAAAAACGUGAUCUUCGAUUAUCUUGCUGUCCCGGAAUUGUACUGAAGAUUUUGGGAUAGCACCUGACCAGCUGUACCAUUUAUUUUUGAACGAGUCUACAGAUAUUAGGAAAUAAGACAAAGAAGUUGUGACAGAUUGUAUUGCUUUAUAAGUUUUUCUUGCUGAUAUUGGGAGGUGAACUUUUUGUGAAAAUAAUGGCUAUAUUAUGUAUCAUGCCAUUCCUGCAUUGUUAUUUGUUUAGGAUAAAUUUUAAUUAUGUGGGCAACAUGCCAGUUGGAUUUGUUCCUUGUUUUCCAUUUGCUGGAUAUUGGAACUUUGCUGAAAAAGCUUGUUUAUUUUUAGAUACAUGUUGCAAAUAUACAUCUAGUGAAAUUGUAGGCCGUGUGACACAUAAAGCCAAAAUUAUGUUAAUUUUUGCAUGAAAGUAAGUGCCUACGAAAUUAAUGUAGUUUUGAUUUUAUGGUUGCACGUCCUGCAGUUCUACUCCUGUUGGUGUGUAUUAUCAACAUGUCUCUUUGUUGUAAUUUGGAUAUAUAGAUUUGAAAAUAAAUUUGGCCUUAUGUAAAAGAA
Molecule: messenger RNA, 3113 nt
Organism: Styela clava
Lineage: Eukaryota; Metazoa; Chordata; Ascidiacea; Stolidobranchia; Styelidae
Source: RefSeq, a predicted model, not a curated record